CGCAAUUGAUUGAUAGAUAAUCGGGGCGUCCGCCGCAUCGGAGGUUGCUGUUGUAGACACCCCCCACCUCCGCCCCAACCUUUCCUCUCCUUCUUCUUCUUCUUCCUCUCCCUUCCUCGCCACCAUAGCCAACCAAUCCCUAAUCCUCAAUCUCUCUCUUUCUGUACAUAUCCUUCGUUGCCCCUUCCUCUCCGGAAUAAGACCUCUCGAUCGGUGGGCUUCUUCGAUCGGCUCGGUCGGUGAUGGCGAAGCAAGGGCAGCCGGGGAUAGAGCCGGGGGCACUGGACGAGAUAAUACAGAGGCUUUUGGGGUUCCGGAACAGCAGGGCCUGCAAGCAGGUCCAGCUCACGGAGAACGAGAUCCGUCAACUCUGCUUGACCUCCCGGGAGAUCUUCCUCUCGCAGCCCAACCUUCUCGAGCUCGAAGCCCCCAUCAAGAUCUGCGGUGACAUUCACGGGCAAUAUUCAGAUCUUUUGAGGCUUUUCGAAUAUGGAGGUUUUCCACCGAAUGCAAACUAUUUAUUUUUAGGAGACUACGUGGACCGUGGCAAGCAAAGUUUGGAGACUAUAUGCCUUCUGCUAGCUUACAAAAUAAAAUACCCUGAGAAUUUCUUCCUUCUGAGAGGAAAUCAUGAAUGCGCAUCAAUUAACCGUAUUUAUGGAUUUUAUGAUGAAUGUAAACGGCGCUUCAAUGUUAGGCUCUGGAGAACUUUCACUGAUUGUUUCAACUGCCUACCUGUGGCUGCCCUCAUUGAUGACAAAAUAUUGUGCAUGCACGGCGGCCUUUCUCCAGAUUUGAUGGACUUGGAUCAAAUAAGGAACUUGACUCGUCCAACUGAUGUACCAGAUGCGGGUUUGCUAUGUGAUUUACUCUGGUCAGAUCCUGAUAGGGAGGUUAAAGGCUGGGGAAUGAAUGACCGGGGAGUGUCUUACACCUUUGGUCCUGAUAAGGUGUCAGAAUUUUUAGCAAAGCAUGACAUGGAUCUCGUUUGUCGGGCCCAUCAGGUUGUCGAAGAUGGGUAUGAGUUCUUCGCUGACAGACAACUCGUGACUAUAUUCUCUGCCCCCAAUUAUUGUGGUGAAUUUGACAAUGCCGGUGCAAUGAUGAGCGUUGAUGAAAGCUUGAUGUGCUCGUUCCAAAUCCUCAAACCAGCAGAUAAGAAAGGAAGGUUCACGUGAUCCAAGAUGCAAUGACUGCUGCCACAGCCACUCUUUAUUGCUAAUAACAUGUGUCGUCAGUUGGGUGAUUUGGAGGUAUCACUUUGCAGAUGAAAGCUGUUCAAGUUGGAGUACUUGGAGGUUGAGGAGCUAACAUUUCAGUGUCAAUUUUCGUCCGCGUCCCAGUGCACUUUGAGUCGGAAGGUGUUUGAGUUAUUUGGUCCAAAGUGGAGGCAUAGACUGAAGCUUCAGCUUGGAACUUAUCUUGCAGAUUCCUAGGUGGUGGUGAGGGCCCGAUUUCGAUUUUUCUCCCCCCUCUUUUCUUCUUUUGCCAUGAUUAAAUGACCGAGAUUAUGGUGCCCGUUGGAAAUACAUUUUUAACUGUAAAUGAUAUUGAACAUGUAGAAUGUGGACACCGCAGCAGGAUCUUUUUUCUUAGCUUUCCAACUUGACACGGUGUCGGUAUGUGCUUGGAGACAGCAUUGAAUGCUAAACCAUUUGGUUCUACAGCCACAGCAAUUUGGUGUUUCUCUCU
Molecule: messenger RNA, 1692 nt
Organism: Punica granatum (pomegranate)
Lineage: Eukaryota; Viridiplantae; Streptophyta; Magnoliopsida; Myrtales; Lythraceae
Source: RefSeq, a predicted model, not a curated record